This is a messenger RNA of Saccharomycopsis crataegensis, 2325 nucleotides long. RefSeq names its product Sec1p (gene SEC1). Gene Ontology annotation, molecular function: syntaxin binding. Gene Ontology annotation, biological process: vesicle-mediated transport; intracellular protein transport. The record is from RefSeq and is a predicted model, not a curated record. The coding region runs from base 1 to 2325 and encodes 774 amino acids. NCBI's taxonomy places the organism in Eukaryota, Fungi, Ascomycota, Saccharomycetes, Ascoideales, Saccharomycopsidaceae. Gene Ontology annotation, cellular component: secretory granule; plasma membrane. The transcript has a single exon.
AUGGCCGAUCUUAUCGAAUUGCAAAGAAAGGCCCUAUUGGACCAUAUAAAUGCCAUCCAAACAGAUAAUGGCCUUAAAUAUUUGGUGCUCGACGAAACCACAGAGUUCCUUGUCGACUCCUUAAUCGACAGAAAAACUUUGCUCAGAUACGUCACCGCAGUAGAGCGUUUGGACUCCAAAAGAAAGUCUAAACCUUCGAUCGACGCCGUGUAUAUCAUCGACCCCACCACAUUUUCCCUUAAUUGCUUAAAGACUGACUUCAAAGUCUCUCCUCCCAGAUAUCGCUCCAUGUUCAUCUAUGUGCUACCUAGCCCAUCAGUUUCACACACCAUCAAAAGUUUCUCCCAAAAUAACAACCCCAUCUAUAAAUUGAUACGAUUCAUCAAAGUGUUCAAUUUCAAUUAUUUGCCAGUCGACAAUAAAGUGUUUUUGACCACUUAUGAUACCACUUUGGACCCAAGCGUCCCAGUACAAAAAGAUUUCGAUGAUAACGAUCCAAAACUUGUCGAAAAAUCUAAACAAGAUUACCAAACUUAUUCGGAUAAGUUGACCCUCAACAUGUACUCGAUGCAGGUUUUUUUCAACCCAAGUUUUAGAAACUUUGUCAACUUCAUGAUCGAUGGGGUGGUUAAUAGUUUGUUGAAUGUGUGUAUUGUAACCAAUGAGUACCCAAUCAUUAGGUACUACUCGCCAAAAAUUUCAUUCCAUCAAUCAUCAAUAGUCUCCAAGCUCGUGGCGACAAAACUUCAAGAAAAAUUGGAUGAUUAUCUCAGAAAUAACCCAAAGUUCAACCCGAACUCUGGGGUGGGUGGUGGUGCCGCCAGCUCCGCAAGUCCUGAAAGAUCGAUCUUGGUGAUAGUUGAUCGUUCUAUUGAUUUGAUGGAACUAUUUUUACACGAAUUCAACUAUGAAUCAAUGAUUUAUGACUAUUUGCCCCGCUCGGAAUUCAAUAACAAAUCAUCGGUGGUGUUUUACUCUUCAGAAAACGCUAGAGGUACCAAGAUUAAAAAAGUCUCCAAGCUCACCACUAGAGCAAAGGACAAGUAUUUUGACAAGUACCGGUACUUGCACAUUGCAAAAGCCUAUGACAUGUUGAAUGACGAUAUCAAAAAAAUGGUGGAAGACAAUCCAUUAUUGAUGAACACUUCCAACGCCAAAAGUACCACCGAUAUUCUUCACAUCAUGGCGCAUUCCCAAGAAUUCAACGAAGACCGUAGAUUAUUAACUUUACAUAAACAACUCAUUGAACGGUUUUUGAAAAUGAGUAUGGAAUUGAAACUAUCUGCCCUUGCCGACCUUGAACAAACCAUGGCGGCCGAUGGGUACGAUAUUGAUGGCCAAUUCAUCAGAUUACAAAAAUUGACCGACAACAUGGUUGCCACCCUUGAUGAGAUGAAAGCGUUGGAUGUCACUUAUAAGAUCAGAUUGAUUGUGUUGUACGUGUUGAAGAAAAAAGACGGGAUUUUCCUUGACGAUUUAUCCAAGCUCUUGAAGUUUAUCGGGGUUUAUAAUGAGCGGGAAUUGCAAGGGUACAUCCAACUAUUCAAGAACUUGAACUUGUUGAACCAUGAUGUUAUUAAACUUGCCAUGAAUCCUCAUUCACAUCACCAGCAGCACAAGGAUGAUAAACCAAGAAAUAUCGAAUAUGGCGAAAUCGAUAACUCACAACUCAACACUUCCAGAUACAAGCCGGCGAUUGCCAAAGUGAUUUCCAGCCUUGCCAAGAAUAAUAACGAAGAAUUGUCAGAAUUCCCAUUUGCCAAUGAAGCCAACAACACGUUGCUUGAAGAGUCGGUUACUGGGGGCAGUCAUUCUUCGAUUUCUAGUAAUUCCACCUCUUUAAGAAACAAGAAUCUUCAAUCAACUUGGUCCACGCGCUCCAAAACAAAGACUAAUCGUCAAAAAAUCUUUGCUUAUAUGAUUGGAGGGAUUACUCCUGCAGAAAUCAAGGCGGCCCACGAUAUCGGUGAGACCACCAACAAAGACGUGUAUCUUGGAAGUGAACAUAUUCUUUGUCCAGGGGAAACCAUUUUCAAUAUCCAAAACUUGAAUAAUACCAAUGCCAAAGAAUUGAACCCGUACAUUGAAUUCAAAUUACACAGGGAAAGCAAUGGGAAAGUUCCGGAGUAUUUGUUAGAUAAUGAUUUCCCUAAACCCCAAUCACAACAACAACCCCAACAACAACCACAAUCUUCAAUGAAGGAUAAAUCUGGUAAAGGUGGCUGGGGACAACGGCCAGGAAUGAUGAAAUCUAGUAGUGCUCCAGCAACAUCUGAUAAACCUAAGGAAAAGAAGCAUAAAUUUGGUUUGAAAUUCAAAAAAUAA